AUGGCACUUAGUGAACGAUCUUCGUCCACACAUCCCAUCGUCGCAAUCGCUGAUAGUAAACAUACCGCGCUUCCGAUCGUCACCCGCGCUCCCCUCAUCACCCUCGUCGACCCGCACCGCCUCGACGCCCUCACCUCCCUUAGUCACCCACAUUCCCUCUCGUCACUCGCUCUUCCCCUCAUCACCCUUGCCGACCCUCACCGCCCGCACCCCUCCUCGUCGCUCGCGCGUCCCGUCGUCGCCCUUGCCUCCCAGUCACUCCCGCUUCCCCUCGUCGCGUUUCCAUCCGCUCUUCCCCUCUCCCCAUCUCACCAUCCCAAGAGGGGGAGGAAUAGAUGGGGAGGAACAGAGGUGGUCGCCUCCACCACCCCAAUCGAUAAGUGUUUUGAACCCCUCUCUGCUCCCCACCAUCCUCCCCCAAGCUCUCUCCCCAGAAUCUGCCCCCGUUCCCCCCAUCCUCUUCCCUGUUUCCCCGUAUCCCCUGCCCUGCUUCCCCCCAUCCCUCCCCUUCUUCCCCCCAUCCCCACCCCAUCCCCUUCCCUGCUUCAACCCACCCCCUCCCUUGCUUCAACCCAUCCCCUUCCCUGCCUCCCCCCAUCCCCUUCCAUGUCUCCGUUACUUCCUCCUUACCGCCUGCCCACCUUACCGCCUGCCCACCUUACCACCUCAAAUCCUUCCCUUCUCAUCCGCGCACAGGUGUGGCGGAAGGUGCACGUGGUGCGGAGCAUAUUGGCGCUGGGGUACGACGUGGUAUUAACUGAUCGUGCGGUUCUCUGGGGUGUCAAUUCGCGCGCCGUCGUCGCCAACGCCGAUCUCUUUACGGUGCGCAGCAACACGCACACGCAUGCUCAAGUUCUUUGA
Messenger RNA from Closterium sp. NIES-65, 861 nucleotides. The record is from the annotation of a GenBank genome assembly. NCBI's taxonomy places the organism in Eukaryota, Viridiplantae, Streptophyta, Zygnematophyceae, Desmidiales, Closteriaceae.